GGGUUUCCCGUCGGACACGGAAGCCGAAGCCGCGGUGUUUUAAAAAGUUUAGACAAACUUUGCAACAACCUCAGAGGUUAUUUUUUUUCGCACAUGUCAAAUUCGGUCAACCUUUUGAAUGUAUUUACACAGAAAUGUCACUUCAGGUUAAACUUCCUCGCUGUUGUUGUAGUCUUCUCACGUUCUGAAUACUGAACCUUUUGCAGAGGUGCGUUUGGAUGACAUCCAGUAACUUCAGGUAGCGCUAGCAAAGAUUAGGCAGCUAACGUUGCUGGCGGUUUCGUUGGUGCCAGUUAGCAGUUGUGACAAGGUAGACUUAGUUUUAUGACUGCAUAAUACAAUUUUUAUCUGUUUAGUUUUCCUGAGGCGCAUCUCGGAAAUGCCCCGUGUUGAUAACGCUGGAGCGGCCGACGGUGGUGUCAGGUUGGCGAACGAGCCUUUAGCUCGGAGGCUAAUGUUUGCGCACGGGUUAGACAAGGAUGUAAGCAGCCAUGAACUUGAUGGAACAGACUUUCAGAGAGCUUCUCUCCACGAAACAUCUCAGCAAGGAAUGUCUAUGCCAAUUAAGUCAUCUCCACAGCAAAAAUACAAGAGCGACAGAAAGCAAUGGCCCGCCCGUGUACUAUCAAUACUCCUCUGCGUCAUCGUUGUGUCUGCUAUCGCGUUGUUUUUUGCCUUUGUUUAUGUCAUUUUAAAAGAGCUUAAAGCGGAAAAAAUAAUAACAGAAGACGGAACAGAAGUCAGACUACUAGGGUUUUGGAGUUUGUUGAUGCUUUCCUCAUUGGCUGGGAUCUCCUGUUGCAGCUUCUCCUGGACGCUUACCUACUUUGAUUCAUAUGACCCUAGCACUUUUCCUCCACCCUCUUCCUCAAGAUUGAGGCGAAUGACUGGGCACUCCUUCCAUAUGGGAUACAGUGUGGCUAUUCUCAACGGCAUUGUUGCAGCAUUCACAGUCAUGUGGUGUCUCUCCUGAUGCCGUGGCAACGUCGCUCUACUUUACCACAAGCCCUCGCUACGCCAGUGCAGCGAUGGUGUAAACUGCCUUCUAGGGGCUUAAGGAACCACAGUGUUUGUCUUAUUAAGUGCCUUUAGAAUGUAAUGUUGAAUGUUGUUCAACACUGAUCUGAUCUGAAUCGUGUUUGUGUGUGUGUGUGUGUGUGUGCGUGCGUGUCAAGAUCAUUCCUCCUGUGUGUACAUUUAAUCAGGUUUUUUUUAAUUGGAGGUGUUCAUUUUUAGUUUUGCAGUUGCAAUGACAAGCCUGUGCUUUGUUUAAGAAGUGACAUGUGCGAAAUGAGAUGCUUAGGAAUGAUUUCUCUCAAACGAUGUUGUGUGUUUGGAUUAAUAUAAUUAAGUGUAGUUUAAAACGCUGUGUAAUUUGCAUCCUCAGUAUUUCCAUUAUUUUCACUCCUUUGAAUAAUGCUGCUCCUUAUGAUUCGUUUGCACAAUAUCCUCAAACAUUUGUUUUUUAAAAGUGCAUAUCUCUCUCUCUCUCUCUCUCUAAUGCUUCGGGACGAUUGUUAGGUUAUGAAUUAUGCGUUUCCUGUUUUGCGGCCACCGAGUCGAGCUUUAAUGGCAUUUAAUGACUACUAAGUGAUCUUAGCCAGCUGUAAUGGGGAGCAGAGCGUGCAGCAGAGCUAGAGACGGGGAGAGAGAGCGGGGCAACGCGGCGUCUCCAUGUGGUGGAGUGAGUGAGUGAGUGAGUGGCCCUGGGGGCACGACAACAGACUGUUAAAGUGUGAAUUCAAUGUGGUAUUGUCAUAACCACACAGCCAACUCUCUCACACACACACACACACACACACACACACACAGACACACACACACACACACACACACACACACACACACACACACACACACACACACACACACACACACACACACACACACCAUUCUCAUCCGAGGACUUUUCACUUUGUCUUUAAGUAGAGUGGCCCCUCUGGCUACUCGUUUGAGCAGUGGCCAAAUCUCUGUGCUCUUAAUUGAGUUAUCUCCUAGACACCGUGCCCCCCUUCUCCGCAGCUGAAAGGGAGAGAGAGAGAGUUAGUGCCAAUGCUGGGCAGUGGAUAAAUGACUGGUGUGAGGUCGAGAUGGGGCUUGCUGUUUUCUCGGGUCUGAUUUGAUUCUCUGCUAAACUAAAUCCCUGGUGUUAUCCAUCCAGCGCUGCAGAUUUUCUAUUUCAUCAUAGGAUUGACAUUUGUAUGCUUCAGGCAACGAACAGGAUGCAUUUUAUUGUGCCAAGACUUUUCAAAUAAACGACCAACAGUGUAA
Molecule: messenger RNA, 2271 nt
Organism: Sardina pilchardus (European sardine)
Lineage: Eukaryota; Metazoa; Chordata; Actinopteri; Clupeiformes; Clupeidae
Gene: arl6ip6
Product: ADP-ribosylation factor-like 6 interacting protein 6
Exons: 4
Coding region: 380-973 (197 amino acids)
Source: RefSeq, a predicted model, not a curated record